CCGGAGGAACCAGGACCUUCUCAGGAGGACCCAGGACCCCCACAGCCCGGAGCAGCAGCCAUCAUGCGGGAGCACAGCGUGCCCAGGGCCGGGCUGGUGCUGCUGAGCGCCGCCGCCUUCGUGUGCGCGCUGGUCGUGAACGCGCUGGCGGGCGCGGGCAAAGGCCCCUUCCACUCCGGCACGGGGAACGUUUCGGCCCGCUACCCCACAGACAUCACCCCGGCCGGCUGGACCUUCUCCAUCUGGGGCCUGAUCUACACCUGGCUCACCAUGAUGGUGGUGUACCUCACCUCUUUUGUUUUCCAGGGGUCCUGGGCCCAGUGUCUGCUGCCCUGCUCCUUCUACUGCAGCUGGAUCUUCAACCUGCUCAUGAACAUCACCUGGCUGCUGCUGUGGGACAGGGAGCUGAUGCUGGCGGCCCUGGUGGUGCUGAUGCUGAUGGUGAUCUCCUGCUACAGCUGCCUGGUCCUCUGCUGCUUUGCCACAGAUUAUUAUGGGCUGUGGUUACGGACGUAUCACCGCAGAAACCUGGCCUGCCUCAGAAUCCUGGUCCUGAACGGUUUGGCCCUGUAUGCAACAUGGACCACCAUCGCCUCCCUGCUCAACCUGUCCGUGGUGCUGCAGCUCUGGGGCCUGGAGAGGAGCACCGCAGCCACCCUGUCCCUCUGCGUGCUGUUCGCCGAGCUGGUGGCCUGGUUCAUUCUGGAGAACUGGGUGCUGGACCGGUGGGUGCGUGACAUCCUGACCGUGUAUCCCGUGGUGAUUUUCGCACUGUCUGGAAUCAUCUACCAACAUUUUAUCCCGCCUCAUCCCACUCCCAACUCUGUGUUUACAGUGGUGCAGCUGGUGCUGGCCUGCAUCUUUUUGGUGUCCAAACUCUGCACGGUCGUCUGGAGGAACAAGUGGAGACCUCUGUUUUCUCCGGGUUCAGCUCGCCUAAUGGUCUCACCCCUAGAUGGAAAAUAAGCACUUUUUUGUCUUAAGAGGAGCCCACAUCUUUUUUCAGCACUGCCAAGAUGGGCUCCCACGCAGUUUAACCCUCAUUGCCUUUAACUUUAUGAAGCCUUACUAACAGCAGGUAAUCUACACCUGAGGGUUUGUCCACUCAGUAUUUGUGUUUGUGAUUU
This is a messenger RNA of Menidia menidia (Atlantic silverside), 1127 nucleotides long. The record is from the annotation of a GenBank genome assembly. NCBI's taxonomy places the organism in Eukaryota, Metazoa, Chordata, Actinopteri, Atheriniformes, Atherinopsidae.